This is a messenger RNA of Loa loa (African eye worm), 839 nucleotides long. RefSeq lists its product as hypothetical. The transcript has 7 exons. The record is from RefSeq and is a predicted model, not a curated record. The coding region runs from base 82 to 660 and encodes 192 amino acids. NCBI's taxonomy places the organism in Eukaryota, Metazoa, Nematoda, Chromadorea, Rhabditida, Onchocercidae.
GGCGCACGAAAAAUAUAUUUGUUGAGAAUAGAGUGGUAUUCGUAUAUAUGUUUUAGAAUUCGCAGGUAAAAGUGGGUGGCAAUGGAUGAAAUCAUUUUUUCGUUUCUGUGGACAAUGAUGUUAAUGAUCGUGGCGUUUGUCAAUUUUAAUUCUAUAUCUGGUUGCUCCUCUAAAAAGAAGAAAAAAGAAAAUAAGAAGGGCAAAGGUAAAGAUAAAAAAGAUACUGCAGCAAAAGAAAAUAGAGAAGGUAAUGCAGCUGCAGUUCCUGGUGGUGGCGCCGUUAAAGCACCAGCUCAGGGAGGAAUAGCUGGGACCUUUGAUCCAAACUAUCAGACUAUGGCCGGAUUAGGAAAUGAUGUUUUCGGUGCUGACAAAGGAGGUGCAGGUGGAGGAGGUGGUGCUUCCCCCGCUGUACCAGUUGCUAACGGACCAAUGGCUCCAGCUCAAGGUGGCAUCGCUGGAACCUACGACCCAAAUUAUCAAACAAUGGCUGGUCUUGGAAAUGACGUCUUUGGAGAUAAAGGUGGUGGUGGCAUCCCUCCAGGUGGUGCAGGAGGUGCAGUACCUAAAGCUCCAGAGCAAGGUGGUAUAGCUGGAACAUUUGAUCCCAACUAUCAAACGCUUGCUGGAGUGGGUAACGAUGUCUUCGACAGGAAAUAAUAUAUUUGGAGGAUACUAAAAUGUACUUUGGAUCGAUCCAACCGCAAAAAUAGUCUUUGCUCGUUAAAUGUGCUCUUCGACAUUUCACUCUUUGAAAUCAAAUGAAAAACGAAUCAUCUCAAAAUUAAUGCAAAAGAAACGCUUCAUGAUGUAAAAAUAGAUAUCGCCAUUAUAUUUUA